CAUCUUCCCAUCUUCCCAUCUUCCCAUCCAACUGAUCACCCCAUCAUCUUUCCCUUCCCCCACGCCCCAUCCCACGCCGUCUUCUACCAUCUCGCUGGCUUCCCGACACUAAGCUGGAAUUAAGUUCGCUCGCCAGAUACCCUUCCUUCUGGCCAGACGCCUUCCCGUCUACCCUCCGACGAUCAUGUAGCAAGCUCGGUCUUGCGCCCCUCCGUCAGUGCAACGAUGGUGCUCUCCCUAUCUGUCCCUAGCUUUUCUAGAUCCACCACCUCCUCCGCGCUUCGUGCCAGCGACAGCAGCAACUCUACAACCAUCAGCGAGGCUCUCCGCAAUAAUCCUUUCGGCAUCACCUCCCGAUCUCGCUCCCUCGCCGCCUCGAAUACCCCCUCCGAGGAACAGAAACGAGAACAAGAGGAGCUAAACCAGGCUCUGCAGACCCUAGCUCGAAUCUUUCCCGAUAUUCGUAUCGAAGUCUUCCGAGAGCUCCUGGUCCGGUUCGAUGGGCAGAGCCGUCUCCAUGUCUGCGUCGAGCAGUUGCUACGUCACAAAGAGGCGUGGGUAGCCGGGCGAUGGAACGUGCCAGCUGGGACUGGGGGAACGGAAGAAGAUGGCAAAGAUGAUCUACAGCAACAACAUACCGGACAUGAGCAUGCAGUUCCGCCUGAUGAGCUAUUCCGGACAAACGAAUAUAAAGCUGCCGUGAAGGCGGCUCUCACGAAGGAGUUUAAUGGUCUGAGCAAGAGUACGGUGGAGGCAGUACUGGCUGAAGUGAACUUCUCUUAUCUGCGAGCCCGUCCGACUCUGCAAGAUCUUUCCCGGAGGACCUGGCGUGCGACCUUCAACAGCAUUCUCCCUUCGUUCAAGCGCGGUAAAGAUAAGAACGAGCAUCCACUCAUCGUGUGGCAGCGUCAGCCGGAUGGUGACAUGAUCCCGCGGCUGAAGAAGACGGAGUGCCCGGAGCUGGACCGGGAGCUGUAUCGGGCCUUGCUGGCACCCCUACUUCGAACCAGGCGGGAGGAGAGACUUGUUAGAGACCAGAAGUUGGCGGAGGAGCUGAACGAUACAGAAGCCAAGGAGGCUGAUGCUGUUUAUGAGUGCGAGUGCUGUUUGGACGACGUGACUUUUGAGCAAAUCUCAACAUGCUCGGACAAUAUGCACAUCAUUUGCUAUGGCUGCAUCCGGCGAACCAUCCAUGAGGCUCUGUUCGGUCAAGGCUGGGGUAAAUCGGUUGAUGUGGAAAAGUCAACGCUGAAAUGUUUGGCGCCCUUCGAUCACGACAGUUGCCCCGGGACCUUGGACCCAGCGAUCGUCAAGCAGGCUAUCUUGCUUGACAAGGCCGGACCUGAGACCUUUACGAAAUUCGAGACGCGCCUUUCCUCCGAGGUUCUGCUCAAGUCCCAGCUGAAGCUCAUUCGGUGUCCGUUUUGCUCGUACGCCGAAGUUGAUCCGGUUUACCACCCGUCUGCUCAAGGCCUUGUUUGGCGCUUUCGUCGCGACGGGUUCCUCUCUACGCUUCUGAUCACCAUCUUCUUACUCGACUUGAUACCCUUACUUAUCAUUCCUCUAGCGAUUCUUUAUUUUGUCAACUCUUCUGCUGUAUUCAUCAUCUUCCAGAACGCUCUCCUCAACCUCUGCCUCAAAACCCGACCCAAGAAAUUCACCUGCGCGCACCCCGCAUGCGGACGCGUCAGCUGCAUCACCUGCCAGAAACCAUGGCGUGACCCUCACGUGUGCCAUGAACCGCUUCUCCUCGACCUCCGGGCCACCGUCGAGGCCGCUCGCACUGCAGCUGUCAAGCGCACCUGUCCGCGCUGCGGCCUCUCAUUCGUCAAAUCCUCCGGCUGCAACAAACUGACCUGCGUCUGCGGCUAUUCCAUGUGCUACCUCUGCCGCAAGGCUCUUGGUUCUCCGAUCAAGUCUGCAAACCGACUAGGACGACUUCGACCACGCCGUCGUGCCAACCUCGUUGAGAAUGUCGAUCCGGCGGUCGGACCGGACGCCAUCAACGACGAACAAGAAGCCGGCAACGACGACGAAUUCGAAGAAAUGGAAGGCUACAAGCACUUCUGCGAGCACUUCCGCAUUGAUCCCGGCUCGCGCUGUACGGAAUGCAACAAAUGCGAGCUCUACCAAGACGAAGAUGAAGAAGCCGUGGCGCGUCGUGCCGGCGAGAAAGCCGAACGCGAAUGGCACGCUCGUCAAGGCACGACCGGUGUGGGCAUCGGGACUCUUCGCGUGAACAAUGAUUUCUCAAAAGCGGAGGGUAAACGCCGCGGCAAUGGAGGGUUGAUCCUUCACCAUCACGGCAAGGGCAUGAGUUACUGGCUGGAUGAGGUGUGGCGGGAUGGACGAUGGCGAAUAGAGGGACAGACGUUGGUAGACUGGGUUGUGGAACGAGUCCUAGUGAUUGAUGAAUUUUAGCCCCCUCUUCUUUUUUUUUUCCCUUCUGUGUUGGGCGUCUCGGGGUGUUUCGGGCAUUGUUGAUUCAGCUGGUCUAAGAGAAUCAUACAGCAGAUUGAACGAUUGAACGAUUGAUUGAUUGGUUAAAUUGAUGUUGCUGCAGCAUAGCUAGCUAGAUUGAUUGGAUUGGACUGGCUUGAUGAUGAUGAACAUGAUCAACGACCUGCUUUCAAGUUUUCCGGGUGUUACACUACUACUUCUUCUUAAAUGAAUGGCUUCUCAAGAAU
This is a messenger RNA of Aspergillus neoniger CBS 115656, 2687 nucleotides long. RefSeq names its product E3 ubiquitin-protein ligase. The record is from RefSeq and is a predicted model, not a curated record. The transcript has a single exon. Bases 226 to 2421 code for a protein of 731 amino acids. NCBI's taxonomy places the organism in Eukaryota, Fungi, Ascomycota, Eurotiomycetes, Eurotiales, Aspergillaceae.